UUCUCUGCCAUUUGCAAGAAAAAAAUUGUAGAACGUCCCCAACCAAAAAAUCAAACAAAAGAUUAAACAAUGACUAUUCAUCUUUGUCAGUCUCCUAAAAAACUUACCUGGAAGCAGAUCAAGCAGUCCAUUCUUGGUCGCCAUAGGCUUGUAGACAAGUACAACUGCGGGGGAUGUUCACGUACAUUUGAAACACUAUGCUGUUUACAUUUUCAUUGUAUGAAACACUGUGAAGGCGGGUCAUAUGUUUUUGAUCAUGUGACCAGUACUGCAUUUCCAAAAUUUGAUACGAGGUGUAGCGCCACUCAGUUCGAUGCUGAAGAUUCUAGCAAUGUAAUGCUGAAUCUGAAGGUUCUGACUGGACAUGCACGCUCUAUAAAUUCAGCCAGACAGAUUACAACUUCUCAUCGACUCAAGACAAAUGAUCCCGACAUUGAAGAAUUGGCUAAUUCUGAUACAGAAACUUCAGACGAUAAUGAUAGGGUUAGUUUCAAAGCCAAGACAAGACAUCAGAAAGAAAAGGCCAGCAAGGAGGAUGUUGAUGAUGGGACAAAGGAAAAGAAAAAUGUAGCUGAAGACAGAAAGGAAAGAGAAGGCUUUGCUUUUGUGAAAGUGAGAAAUAUAGAAAAAAGAGAAGAUGGUUCCAUUACAUUUGAAAUGAAUGAAGAUGAUGCUGAUUUAUUCCAAGUUACUGCCAAUACUAUUAUAGACCAACUGAAGAGGAAUGGGGGAGAUAUACUUGAAACAGAUCAGGAAUUUGAGGUCCUGGUACCGGAUGACUCACUUCGUCUUCGAGACACUAUAGCAGGAGAAGCUGUCACACAUUUUGAUAAACCAUCUACAUCUGAUUUAGACCGUGUUCAAGAACCUUGUAGUGCUGUUAUAUGUAAAGAUAAACAGACAAACAGUGACAUAAACACUGUCAGAGAUUCUACUGUAACACCAAAAGAGAGAGUAAAUUCUUCUUUUGCUGUUAACCCUCUUAAAAAAGAGAACAAUUUUGAUAAUGGCAGCAGUGAGAGUGACUGUGAAGAGGACACUGAUCAAAGUAAAGAAUCAGGUGAUUCCGGUGUUACAAAAGCUUGUAAAACAGAUUCAAAUGAGCAUACCGGUAAUGUGAACGAUGCGAAGAAAAGACUUGGAAUGAAGAAGAAAGUUAUAGACACAAUUGAUGAUACAUGUGCAUUAGAUAAGAUAAGUUUGGAACAAACCAAAAUGAAAACAUUGGAAACAGAUCUAAAAGUUGCUAAUGAUAUGCAGAAUGAUAUUUUUGUUCAUACCAGAUCAGUCAGAAAAAGGAAGUUAACUACAAAGAUGAAAGAAAGUGAAUUACCAGACAUAAUGAAGGUUACAAAAAGGCAACCAGAACAGAAACAAAAUGUUACUGAUUUGUUAACAUCAAAAGAGACUAAAAGAACACCUAAUUCUGGUGAAACUGAUUUUAUUGCUGGUGAAACUUUACUGUCAUUAAGAGAGAUUGGAGAUUUGAAACAAAUAAAAAGUUCUAGAUGUGAGUCUGUUGAAUCUUCUGUUACAGGAAAGGAAGUCACAAAAGCUAUUAAACAAGAGAAACAUCCAAUGUAUUAUGCAGCUAAGGUCAGUAAUAUUGAUGAAAAUAAGGAUGAAGGUGUUAAUUUUGAGAAAAAGGGAGACAUGGAUAUAGCUGAUAUUGUGGUAAAUGAACUUGAUCAGUCAGAGAAAUGUGUUGAAAAUUGUCAGACUGCUCUGAUGGAGGAAGAUGAUGAGUCUUUAGAACAAGUAGAGAAUGGUGAUGAUAAGAAAAUUAUAGGUACCGAAAAUAAAUCUUUUGAUUCUGAUGAAAAAGCUGACAAGAAGGAAGCAGAUGUAUUGGACAAACCACAGAAUCAGUAUUUUCCAAAGAAACAAAGGCAGAAAAGAGCAAAAGUAGGAAAGUCAUGUAAACGUACUGACUUUGAAUGUGAGGUUUGUGGUAAAGUUGGGACUCUAAAUAUGGUACGAUACCAUGAACAGAUGCAUUCUGAUAAGAUGCCGUACAAAUGUGAAGAAUGUGGAAAGUGUUUCAAGACUGCAGCAUGUAGAAGGAGUCAUGCACUGCAGCAUGGUGAGAAAAAGUGGAAAUGUGAGCUGUGUCCUGCAGCCUUUUAUAGGAAACAGUAUUUGGAGGUACACAUGACAAAUCAUACUGGAGAAUACCCAUAUGUGUGUGAGUUAUGUGGACAAAAGUUCAAAAUGACUUAUAUUCUACGUCGCCAUGUUAACAGUGUUCACAAAAACAUAAGAAAUUACAAAUGCGACAUAUGUGAUAAGGAAUUCUUUCGUGUUGCAACAAGAAAUCAGCACCGUAACCGUCAUUUUGAUCCAUUCCUUCAGUGCUCAUAUUGCCCAAAGAAGUUCAAAGGUGACCUUGACCUUAGGAAGCACGAGUUAACUCAUACUGGAGAAAAAAUAUAUUUCUGUCCUCGAUGCAAUCAGGGAUUUACUCAGAUAUGGCCGUACUAUAAACAUAUGUGGAAAAUCCACAAUAUAGAAAAAGAAGAAGCCAAGAAGAUAAAAAUAAAAAAUCCAGAUAUUGUAAACAUGCGGAAUAUAAAUAAAGAUGCUGCAAAGAAAGAGCCUUCUUAUGAACAUGAAUUUAUUGGAAAACCGGGAUGUACUUUUGAUAUGAGAAAAAGUUUUAGUCAAAACGUAAAGAGGUUGAAAAUGAUGGAACGUGAUAGUCAGAGUCAGGGUCACGGUGAGAGUUACGAAUAUGCUAAAGGAAUUUGUGAUAGUAAUAUACAAAAUGAAGCUAACAGAAUUUAUGCAGAGACAAGUUCAGAUGUCACAGAUACUAUUGUUCUAGACAUUGGAGAGGAUUUAGAUACAAGCGAAACAAUAGUUAUACAGACGGAGGAUGUACCAAUCGUGGAUAAUCAACAAACUGGUUAUAUUGUUGUAGACAAUGGUCAUGCAGGGGGAAAUAUAGUCAUUUAUUCAGAUCUGCCACAAAAUGAAAUUGAAGAUGUUAGGGAAUAUACUGCAAUGGACAUAUGAGAGAGUGAGGUUAUUAAAGAGAAAUGUUACCAAUGACCUAUUUAACUACCAUAGUGAUCUGUUUUCUUGGUUUGAGAGAUUGUUUGAUGUGUUUUAACUUUUAACUGUCAUUACCUCAGUCCUUUAGUGUUAUGUGGCAGCCAUACUUGGGGUACAUUCAUUGUCAUUUUGUAAUAGACUUCAGCUUAAGCCAUUGGCAUGAGGGACGUUGCAUAUUUUAUAACUUCUCAUGAACAUAAAUUAAUAUUAAUUCAAAUUUGCUGAUGUUGCUUUGCUUUCAAACAGUCUACAGACAGAUUUGAUUAUAGUCUGUAGAAAUCCGAUUCAAAAUGUAUACCUCUGAUUUGGAUUUGGGUGAUUUGCUCUUGAACAAUUCAUUUUGAAAUUCUGAUAUAUUUCUUAACAUUUUUUAUCUUAGUUUUCAUGUUGAGCAGAUUGUGUUAGUUCCUUCAUGUUCAAGUAACACUUUACCCUUUUCUGCAGUAUCGCUGUCUUAGAUGGUCUUGAAGGUAGGACAAAAUCCCCUCUGGACAAAAUCCCCCUCUCUCAGAUUGACCAACGCAGACAAAAUCCCUUCCCUUUGUUGAAUAAAAACGAAGAUGAACAGAAAUGAAACAAAAAGCAAUUUUUAAGAUUAUAACUGGGAAAUAGAUUAUAGUUUUGCGUGUUUUGUUGGCAAAUAAAACCUUUUUUUUUUUCAGAUGCGUCGUAAUUAAUCACUCCGACUGAUUUAGUUUUGCAUGCUUUGUUGGCAGAUAAAACACAGUUUUGAGUUCAGAUGAGUAGUAAUCUAAUCACAAAGGCCGAAGGCCUGAGUGGUUAAUUAAGGCGCAUCUGAAUGAAAAAACAUGCUUUAUUUGCCAACAAAGCAUGCAAAACUAAAAUCUAUUUCCAUUCUAACAGGUUCAAAUUACACUGGGAAGGGAUACUAAUCUGGAAUAAAAUGCGCUUUUAAAGAUGAGGGAGUAAACGGGAAUAGCCAUAAGUAGGUCAUUUUGCGAAACAUGUUCUAAUUGACAAGACAAUACAUCUUUACAUGGUAAAAUCCUUUCUUUGUUUAUA
Messenger RNA from Mercenaria mercenaria, 4077 nucleotides. RefSeq lists its product as uncharacterized. Gene Ontology annotation, biological process: regulation of DNA-templated transcription. The coding region runs from base 70 to 3015 and encodes 981 amino acids. The transcript is spliced from 5 exons. The record is from RefSeq and is a predicted model, not a curated record. Lineage: Eukaryota; Metazoa; Mollusca; Bivalvia; Venerida; Veneridae. Gene Ontology annotation, molecular function: RNA polymerase II cis-regulatory region sequence-specific DNA binding; DNA-binding transcription factor activity, RNA polymerase II-specific.